AUGGGCGCCUGCAAGAGCAAGCCGAAGGCCAAGCGGCCGGCGGAGGCGGAAGCCGAUGCGGAGGGCGGGGUGGCGCCGACCGCGGCUCCCGCCGAAGGCGAGACUGAAACGCCGAAACAGGAGCGGGCUCUGAGCCGCGAGGAUCCUCAAACCCGAACAGAAGGGCAGGAGGAACCUGCUGCAGCGGACGGAGGGAGCUCUGGCGACGCAUCUGGCAAUGCAGACAGCCACGUAGAAGCGGACAACAGCGACGUGAAGAAGGAUGAGGAAGGAAAGGCGUCCGCAAGUCCUGUGGCAGGGAACUCCAACAUGAGUGCAGCGCCGCAAGUGGAUGUCAGUACAGUUCAAGGAGAGGUGGCUGAGGGAGAGCUGGUGUCGAGGCCCGUUGUCACGCUUGCCAACGGCGUCACUUACGUCGGUCAGUGGCUGGGCUCGAAGAAGCAUGGGCAAGGCGUCCAGCAGUGGCCAGACGGGGCCAAGUACGUCGGGCAGUGGAAGGACGGCUUUGCGGACGGUCAGGGUGUCUUUACACACGCGGAUGGGGACUACUAUGAGGGUCAAUGGAGGAUGGACAAGGCAAAUGGGUACGGCGAGUACCGGCACUCCGACGGCAGCGAGUACCGCGGCGGCUGGCUCGACGACAAGAAGCACGGGGACGCCGUUGAAAAGUGGGCGGACGGCUCCCACUUCGAAGGCCAGUACGCGAACGGCAAGAAAGAAGGCGAGGGGGCCUUCACGUGGCCCGAGGGGUCGCACUACAAAGGUCAGUUCAGGGAGAACGAGAUCCACGGCCGCGGCCGCUACGUCUGGGCGGACGGGCGCUGCUACGAAGGCGAGUGGGAACACAACCGCAUGAACGGUCAGGGCGUCUUCAUGUGGGCGGACGGCCGCAAGUACGUCGGUGGAUACGUGAACGACAAGAAGGAAGGCUAUGGCACCUUUUUGUGGACCGAUGGACGGUCUUUCCAGGGCGGAUGGCUCAACGGCAGGCAGCACGGAGUCGGCAAGUUCACCGCCCGCUCCGGCGAGACGAGGCGCGGCUUGUGGGAGCAAGGCGUCCGUCAGCGGUGGCUAGAGGACGACGAAGACGUCAACGAACAAGGGGAAGUCGUCCGCGUGUCUGGCGGCACCGGCGCUUCGGCAGGAGGGGGAGGCGCCGCCGCUCAGGGCCACGACGAAGGGUCCGCAACAGGGACUGCCCUUGGCUCUUUUCAACAAGGUGGAUCGAACCCUCUGGGAGGAAGCGGAGAGUCCCCGCAGGGCGGCCAGGCGCCGGAGGGAGGAACUGGCAGCGCCGACCAUUCGCUCGGAAAGAACGAGGCCGCGGCGGUCUCUGCGUAG
Besnoitia besnoiti is the source of this 1341-nucleotide messenger RNA. Its product is annotated as membrane occupation and recognition nexus protein MORN2. Bases 1 to 1341 code for a protein of 446 amino acids. The transcript has a single exon. The record is from RefSeq and is a predicted model, not a curated record. Lineage: Eukaryota; Apicomplexa; Conoidasida; Eucoccidiorida; Sarcocystidae.